Myripristis murdjan (pinecone soldierfish) is the source of this 408-nucleotide messenger RNA. RefSeq names its product pro-melanin-concentrating hormone, like (gene pmchl). Gene Ontology annotation, biological process: chemical synaptic transmission; behavior. Bases 1 to 408 code for a protein of 135 amino acids. The transcript has a single exon. NCBI's taxonomy places the organism in Eukaryota, Metazoa, Chordata, Actinopteri, Holocentriformes, Holocentridae. The record is from RefSeq and is a predicted model, not a curated record. Gene Ontology annotation, molecular function: type 1 melanin-concentrating hormone receptor binding; melanin-concentrating hormone activity.
AUGAGACAGUCGGUCAUGUCCGUCAUCUUCGCGACAGCACUGUUUUUUGAGUGCUACACCAUGUCGGUGGCGAUACCCAUGAGCAAGAGUGAAGACGGUUCCUUGGAGCAGGACGCCUUUGGCUCCUUACUGAGCGACGAGGCGGCAGAAAACAGCCUCGGCAGCGCAGGUGUAGCUGCCGUGGGGGAGACCGGCAGGCCCAAGGUGAUCGUGGUUGGGGACGCGAGUUUGUGGAAGGACCUGCGGGCGCUGUACAAAGGACUGACCCUCUACAAGCAGAGAGCCGGUGAGAACGGCCUGAUCCUGGACCGCAGGGACGUCGUCCAGGACCCAAGCAUCGCCGUCAUCAGAAGGGACACCAUGAGAUGCAUGGUGGGACGAGUGUAUCGGCCAUGCUGGGAGGUCUAG